AUGCUAAGCCGGGUACGCUCGGCGGUUGCGCACCUGGUGAGCUCCGGGGGUGUCCCGCCUCCGAACCCCAAGCCCCCGGACCUGCCAAACACGACCUCAGUGCCGCCGGCCCUCCCAGAAACUCCCAAGAGCCUGCCGGCCAGAGCUGGGACCGGGACCGGGACCGGGACCGGGACCGGGAGCGGGGCGCCUGCGAAGACCGUAGACACUCGAGCGAGCUUCUCCAGACCGACCUUUCUGCAGCUGAGCCCUGGGGGGCUGCGACGCGCCGAGGACCAAGCGGGCCGGGCUGUUCAGAGCCCCCCAGACACCGGCCGCCGCCUGCCCUGGAGCACGGGCUAUGCCGAGGUCAUCAACGCUGGCAAGAGCCGGCACAAUGAGGACCAGGCUUGCUGUGAGGUGGUGUAUGUGGAAGGCCGGAGGAGUGCCAGCGGGACACCUAAAGAGUCCAGUCAGGGCCAGGGACUCUGCUUCUACUAUUGGGGCCUAUUUGAUGGACAUGCAGGGGGUGGAGCUGCAGACAUGGCCUCCAGGCUCCUGCAUCGCCACAUCCGGGAGCAGCUCAAGGACCUGGUGGAGAUACUUCAGGACCCCUGUCCACCCCCCCUCUGCCUGUCAUCCUCGCCCGGGGCCUCUAACCCUUCCCACCUGGUUGGCCCUCAGUCCUGCUGGUCUUCUCAAAAGGAAGUGACCCAUGAAAGCCUGGUUGUGGGGGCCAUUGAGAAUGCUUUUCAGCUGAUGGAUGAACAGAUGGCCCGGGAGCGGCGUGGCCAUCAGGUGGAGGGGGGCUGCUGUGCACUGGUUGUACUCUACCUGCUCGGGAAACUGUACGUGGCCAAUGCAGGCGACAGCAGGGCCAUCGUUGUCCGGAAUGGUGAAAUCAUUCCAAUGUCCCGGGAGUUUACCCCGGAGACUGAGCGUCAACGGCUUCAGCUGCUUGGCUUCCUCAAACCAGAGCUGCUGGGCAGUGAAUUUACUCACCUUGAGUUCCCCCGCAGAGUUCAGCCCAAGGAGCUGGGGCAGAAGAUGCUGUACCGGGACCAGAACAUGACCGGCUGGGCCUACAAAAAGAUCGAGGUGGAGGACCUCAGGUUUCCUCUGGUCUGUGGGGAGGGCAAAAAGGCGAGGGUGAUGGCCACCAUUGGGGUGACUCGGGGCUUAGGAGACCACAACCUCAAGGUCUGCAGUUCCACCCUGCCCAUCAAACCCUUUCUUUCCUGUUUCCCUGAGGUGCAAGUGUAUGACCUAACACAGUACGAGCACUGCCCGGAUGAUGUACUGGUGCUGGGAACAGAUGGCCUGUGGGAUGUCACCAGUGACCACGAAGUAGCUGCCACUGUGGAUAAAGUGCUGUCUGCCUAUGAGCCCAAUGACUCUAGCAGGUACACAGCUGUGGCCCAAGCUCUGGUCCUGGGGGCCCGGGGUACCCCCCGGGACCGUGGCUGGCGUCUCCCCAACAACAAGCUGGGUUCCGGGGAUGACAUCUCUGUCUUCGUCAUCCCCCUGGGAGGGCCAGGCAGUUACUCCUGAGGGACUCACCCCCAUUCGUAGGCCCCCUUCCCCAAGCCUCUCCUUGCGCACCCACUCCAGUCCCCAUUCGGAAGGAAGCCACCUCCCUGGCCCUUCUUGAGUGACCACUUCACUGAUGAAGUGGGUCGAUUAGAUCCAAAAUUACAGCUAUUGACAAAUAAAUGAGAUGGUUAAAGUUG
Echinops telfairi (small Madagascar hedgehog) is the source of this 1709-nucleotide messenger RNA. It is a transcript of the gene PPM1J, whose product is annotated as protein phosphatase, Mg2+/Mn2+ dependent 1J. The record is from RefSeq and is a predicted model, not a curated record. NCBI's taxonomy places the organism in Eukaryota, Metazoa, Chordata, Mammalia, Afrosoricida, Tenrecidae. Gene Ontology annotation, molecular function: protein serine/threonine phosphatase activity. Gene Ontology annotation, biological process: protein dephosphorylation. The transcript is spliced from 10 exons. Bases 1 to 1530 code for a protein of 509 amino acids.